Brienomyrus brachyistius is the source of this 1839-nucleotide messenger RNA. RefSeq names its product G-protein coupled receptor family C group 5 member B-like. Lineage: Eukaryota; Metazoa; Chordata; Actinopteri; Osteoglossiformes; Mormyridae. The record is from RefSeq and is a predicted model, not a curated record. Bases 527 to 1735 code for a protein of 402 amino acids. Gene Ontology annotation, cellular component: intracellular membrane-bounded organelle; extracellular exosome; plasma membrane. Gene Ontology annotation, molecular function: protein kinase binding; protein kinase activator activity. The transcript has 4 exons.
CGGAUUUCAACAAGGAUUUCAUUGCAGUCCGAAGCAGGACUGUAACAGACCCCGCCCUCCUAAUGAACACCGAACCCAAAUGCACAGCGGAAACACGCCGAUUAAUUUUGUGAUACACGAUACCGUGUAGUCUGGUGCUCUACAUUUACUUUUGGAAUCAGGAAUGCUCGAUAUAAUUUGAAAACACCAUUAGAAAUGUGUAUAGACGGCGAAAAGACGUUUUGAAUGAUGUAUUGCUGCUUUUUCACAAGUCACACGGGGGUCACAAUAUCUGACAUCAAGUAAAAAAAAGUCACCCCUUUACCAGAGCUGACCUGUACAUCCUAGUAAUUAAUUAUGUCCAGGCUUUUUACCAUUUGCCACUUUUUGCUUGUUUUUGUUUGAAGUUUUUAUUUGUUUGUAUUCAAAAUGACGUUAUCUUUUUCGAAGUGCCGGUUUUGACGUCUCUGAGAUUCUAAAAGACGUAAUAAUCGUCACGUGACAAGAGUUCUUAUCUACGUAGUUCACCGCAAUACUUGGCAUUUGUAUGAAAAUGAACUCAGGUGGUUGGUGUGUUUUGAGAGCUGGUGAAGACUACAGACGUCGACAAGCAAUGGCAAUGCCUUCAGUGCUCCAUAUCCUCCUCAUCUUUUCCCUGGUGGGCCACAGCUUUGCAGAGGAUGAGGCUUCUCCUCGAGGCUGUGGCUCCCUCCUAACGAGGCCAUUCACCAACCUGUGCGACCUGGACGCAGUGUGGGGUGUAGCGGUGGCAGUGGCGGCAGGCGUGGCGGUCCUGGCCUCACUGAUCCUGGCCCUGGUGUUGUUGUGCCGCCUGCGACGCAUCACAGAGCCUGAGGCUCGCAGCGGAGUGGCACCUCUGAUCCUGCUCCUAGCCACCACUAUCAUGCUCUCUGCUCUCAGCUUUGCGCACAUCAUUGAGAGUCAGGAGCAUGUGUGCAUUGCUCGGCAUGUGCUCUGGGGGGUGCUGUCUGUCCUGAGCGCGGCUUAUAAAGUUACCCAGGGUAUGCGACUGCUCCGGCACACCGGCUUCAGGAUGCUGGCUUCACUGGUGAUAGGCAUGGCUGUAAUACCAGCUUUCGCCAUGUUGGAGUGGAUCCUGGCAGUUGUGAGGCAUCCAGGCCAACCAGUCUGCCAGUACCAGCCAUUAAGCAUCGCCUUGGCCUGCAUUUACGGGCUGGUCCUGCUCGUAGCAGUGCCAAUAACCUUGGUCGGGGGCAUGGCUCAGGGGGAAUCACUGAUGCGUUGCAGGAUGUUGUGGCUGCUCUGCAUGAGCUGCACCUCUGGUGGGAUGUGGGCCAUCUGGGUGGCCUGUAAUCAUAUUUUGAAAAUGACACCCGGCCAGUCCACCAGUUUGGAGGACCAGUUGUGGGCAGAGGUGCUAGCAGUGCAGGCCUGGCUGUUGCUGCUGUUCCACGCUGCCCCUGAGGCCUACGCCUGCCUGCGUCCACCUCGACAGCCCUCAGGUCUUGAUGGUGUUGGCCCCGCACCAGCCCCACCCCGCUCAAGGGAGGCCAGUAUAGAGGAGGGCCUUCCCCUGUCCCCCCAGCCCAGUGUAGAGAGCCAGGGCUCUCCAUCUCGCAGCAGCUCAGCUGGUUCUGGAAGUCAGAGAAGUGGAAGUGCAGAACCAAUGCCCAGCACAUCCUUCCACAUCGAGAUGAGCAGCAACGCAGAGCCCAUGCCCUCCACCUCCACCGGAAUAUAUCACAUUUGGCAUACACAGUCAUCUGGAUUUUGAGGAGGAUGGCUCUGCUUCAUUGGCCAUGGACCUGCUGCUGCUCCCCACUGGACAUCUGCAAGAUUAUUAAUACUUACAUGAUUAAAAUAUGUAAUUUUUAUGAC